GCGCAAAUCGGCAGCAAGCGCAGCAGGAAACACUUCACUGAUAAUCCUCAAACACUGUCCAUACACAGACCUCGAAGCCGUGGGAAAUACAAUUCGAGCCUGCUCUUCUUCACCGCCCGGUGUGGUUUUCCUCUUCACCUCAGGAUAAUUGAGCAAACCCGCUUGAAUCGUGGACAGUGCCGGGACAUCGGGCCGCGGUGAAUCAGGUGGCUGAGGAGAAACCGUGAGAGAGGGCAGCACGAGGUCCCUGCUCGUCCAGGGACGAUGAAGAGGUUCAAGCGUCAUGGGCAUGAGUCUCAAAGGGACAAACACAAACAGGAUCUCUAUCAGUUCAACAAGACUGUAGAACAUGGCUUCCCCCAUCAGCCCAGCGCUCUGGGUUUCAGCCCCAGCCUGGAGCUCCUGGCCAUCGGUACCAGAUCAGGAGCAAUCAAACUGUAUGGAGCUCCAGGUGUGGAGUUCAUGGGACUUCACGAUGAGAAUGCGGCAGUUACACAGGUGCACUUCCUGCCAAACCAGGUGGAGUUGGUAACAUUAUUGGAUGACAACAGUCUGCACAUGUGGACGCUUCGGGCCCAUACCAGCAUGUCCGAGUUGCUUGAGAUAGGACGUUUCACUCUCUCUGGUCCACCUGGUGCCCCUCCCAGUGUGACGCGGGUCACUGCGGUUCUGGCACACUCAUCGGGUGAGCUGCUGCUGCUGGGCACAGAGGGUGGACACGUGUUUGUUGUGGAAGUGCCAGGCUUCAGAGAGCUGGAGGAGAACAACAUCAGCGUGGAGGAUGUACAGAAAAGAAUUCCAGAGGAUUAUGUUGGCCGCAGGAAUCUGGAGUGUGUGGAGACUCUGCAUGAGAACCCGCUCAACCCACGGCAGGUGCUGAUCGGCUACACCCGAGGCCUGAUGGUACUGUGGGAUCUGGACCGGCAGCGUCCCAUCCAACACUUCCUAGGCACACAGCCUUGGCCUAUAAAUGGAGGCCAGAAUUUUGCCCCAGACCCUCCCCAGAGAGACUUGCUCCUGACAGGGCAUGAAGAUGGCACUGUGCGUUUCUGGGAUGCCUCAGGGGUCUGUCUUUACCCCAUGUACAAGCUCAGCACAGCGGGAGCCUUCCUCACAGACGCCGACCCAAAUGACAACAUGAACCAGGGCAGUGAGGGAGAGUGGCCUCCAUUCCGCAAGGUGGGCUGCUUUGACCCAUAUAGCGAUGACCCUCGGCUUGGCAUUCAGAAGAUCCACCUGUGUAAAUACAGCGGAUAUCUCACAGUGGCUGGAACUGCAGGACAAAUUCUGGUUUUGGAGCUGAAUGAUGAGGCUGCCGAGCAGACGGUCGAGGCUACAGUGGUGGACCUGCUGCAGGGUCAGGAGGGAUUUCGCUGGAAGGGCCAGGCGCGUCUAGACGUGCGGGAGGAGCCAGUGCUGUUCCCUCCAGGCUUCCAGCCCUUCGCUCUAGUGCAGUGCCAGCCGCCCGCUGUGGUCACAGCAAUCGCUCUGCAUUCAGAGUGGAAAAUGGUGGCCUUCGGUACCAGCCAUGGCUUUGGUCUCUAUGACUACCACCAGAGGAAUAAAAUCUUGGUCAAGUGCACCCUAAAUCCCAGUGACCAGAUGGCCUUGGAGGGGCCACUCUCACGCGUCAAGUCCAUCAAGAAGUCCUUGAGACAGUCCUUCCGCAGGAUUCGCCGCAGCCGGGUUUCCAUGCGAAAACACCACACUAACAACGCAGCUAAGCUGCAAGAGAUCAACAACAGGCUGGUGGCCGAAGCUCUGCAGGAGAUGGAGCUGGCACCUGUACAGAGAAAGAUUGAAGCCCGUUCCUCUGACGACUCCUUCACGGGCCUCGUCAGAACACUCUACUUUGCAGAUACAUUCGUUAGUGAUAGUUCUCACAGUACGCCCUCACUGUGGGCAGGAACCAAUGGUGGAGCUGUUUUUGCGCAUGUCCUCCGUGUCCCCUCAUUGGAACGAAGGGCGGAGGAUCCAGUGGUGGCUCAUGCAGCUAAAGAGAUUCAGUUGAUGCAUCGUGCUCCAGUCGUUGGUUUGGUGGUCUUGGAUGGCAAGGGUGCCCCUCUGCCCGAGCCUCUGGAGGUGGCCCAUGAUUUGGCGCGCAGUCCUGAAAUGCACGGUUCUCAUCACCUAUUGGUUGUGUCAGAGGAGCAAUUAAAGCUGUUUACGCUGCCUAAAGUGAGCAGUAAGUCAAAGCUGAAACUGACAGCGGUCGACGGCUCUCGUGUUCGCCGUGUGGGUGUCGCUUGGUUUGGCUCUCGGACCGAUGAACAGUUGGAGAGCAGCCUGGUGGUGCUGACCAAUCAGGGUGAGCUACACGUCAUCUCUUUGCCUUCCAUCAAAAUGAUGGUUCACUAUCCUUGCAUACGAAGAGAAGACGUCAGUGGAAUCGCAUCCUGUGUGUUCACCAAAUAUGGCCAAGGAUUUUAUCUGAUGUCCCCUUCUGAGUUUGAGCGGUUUUCUCUCUCCACCCGCUGGGUGGUGGAGCCUCGUUGUCUGGUUGAGGCUCCCCUCCAGAUGAGGCCCAAGAACCCAUCAAGUCCCAUCCACAGGGACCAGCCGGAUGGAGUACCUACUGAACACAGAAAUUUCAAAAGGGAGAGUGAAGGAUAUGAGAGUUCUGCUAGACAAGUAAUGGAGCAUGCUUUGCUCAACGAUGAGAGAGUGCUUCAGGAGAUCCAGAAGUCUCUAGAAGGAGAUCAAACGACGUUCCUAGAAAACAAUCUGAAGACAAAGCCAAAAGCAGGCAAUGUGCUAAGCAAUGGAGAUUGAGCUUUUAAUUCCCAGUGCCUGAACGAUUCUGGAUGCGCUCUUCAUUCCAGACUUGCUUACGAUCUGAACACUACUGCUAGAACCACUACUGAACCAUGAGAAAGCCUUGCCCUGGAGAGCGAAACCUCCCACUCAAGAGCUUCUACACCCAGAGAGAGGAGAGCGAGGGACCACCACCUGUGCCUGCUAAGACCAAACACUGUAUCUCCACUAAAUCCAUUACAUGCUGACUAACCGCCAUCCACACCACCUGCGUCUGCGUCUGCGCAGUUCACUGCAGCAACCCGAGCAAAUGCAGUGGCGUUUGGUUUGAAAGACUGGCAAUUAAGACAGUUUUGUUUUUAACUUAAUUUCAAAUGCAUGAUUUUUCUUUUCUACCAGAUUGAGGACCUCAGAAUUUGCAUAGAUGGUGUAUUAUAGGUGGAUAAAGACGCCAUUAGCUGUUGCUGACGAAUUAGGGUUGGACGACAAGGUGACGUUAGCACCAGAUGCUAAUAAACCACAUCCACAUUUAAAACCCUACGGCGUAUUCCACAACAAGUAGUGUUGCCUUUCCCCGUCCACACCAAUGAGAACAGUGGCUAGAUAAAAGUUCUUAUAGGUACUUGUACACUACUGUGUAGUUCAUAUGCUGUAGUUUCUAGGGUGUACAGCUUUCUGAGGGGCUUGGUCUUUAUUUUGUUUUUUUUAUGUAAAACAUUUUUAUGCCAAUAAUGAUGAUGUAAUUUUAAAAUAUUGUAGUCAAAUGUUUUAAUAUAUGUGUAUAUGAAAAUCCGUACCUGUUUUGAACGCUGGGUUCCUUUUACGGAGGGCUGUAUUUUCUGAUCUAAGGAAAUAUUUUGGUACUGUCUCCUGAAAUGCUUUUAGCGUUUUCUUUGGGGGGGGUCUAGAAUAUAUUUUUGUAGAAUUAUACAUGAUUAUGUAUGAGAACACUAAUUAUUAUGCUUUGUAUCGCCACACUACAGUCUUCUCAGUAAAACAUUUUCACACAAACCGUCCUUUUCUGCAUUUUUGAGUAUUGAUAUGGGAAGACUGAUAUGAUGUAGGUUGGGCAAAAGUGUAAAAAGUAUUGUGAAGACAAAAA
Messenger RNA from Sinocyclocheilus grahami, 3856 nucleotides. RefSeq names its product lethal(2) giant larvae protein homolog 2. The coding region runs from base 265 to 2772 and encodes 835 amino acids. Gene Ontology annotation, cellular component: cytoplasm; plasma membrane; cortical actin cytoskeleton. The transcript has 22 exons. Gene Ontology annotation, biological process: establishment of spindle orientation; regulation of Notch signaling pathway; cortical actin cytoskeleton organization. Lineage: Eukaryota; Metazoa; Chordata; Actinopteri; Cypriniformes; Cyprinidae. Gene Ontology annotation, molecular function: myosin II binding; GTPase activator activity. The record is from RefSeq and is a predicted model, not a curated record.